CUUCUUGGAAAUGAGUUGGGACAAAGGGGAGGGGGCUUAGCACCCCCGCCUCCCCCAGAAGGGCCCAUAAAAGCAGCUGAGCCGGGACCCCAGACACCACAGCAAGUCCUACACCCGACAGCAGGACAGCCAGCCAGACAACACGAUGGCCCUGAGCACACAGGUCCAGGCCGCCUGCCUCCUGCUCCUCCUCCUGGCCAGCCUGGCCGGUGGCUCCGCUCUCCGGCGAGAGACAGGACAGCUCACGGACCUCCAACCCCAGGACACAGUGGGAGCUGAGGCUGGCUUGACGCCCAUGCUCCAGAGGCUAAGGAAGCGAGACACCCACUUCCCCAUCUGCAUGUUCUGCUGCAACUGCUGUAAAAACCAAAAGUGUGGGAUGUGCUGCAAGACGUAGAGCCUCCCAAGCCUGCCCCCGGACCUCCCCUCCCCUCCGUAUUUAUUCCUGCUCCCUCCCCCCCGACUCUCAGUAAAUGGACUUGGAAUAAAAUGACUGGUUCUGUCUGUUGUUU
Molecule: messenger RNA, 512 nt
Organism: Hyaena hyaena (striped hyena)
Lineage: Eukaryota; Metazoa; Chordata; Mammalia; Carnivora; Hyaenidae
Gene: HAMP
Product: hepcidin antimicrobial peptide
Exons: 3
Coding region: 146-397 (83 amino acids)
Biological process (GO): intracellular iron ion homeostasis
Cellular component (GO): extracellular region
Source: RefSeq, a predicted model, not a curated record